ACACCGCUCUGAGCAUGAAGGCUUUAUCUUCACCUGAGUCUCCCAGACCGAGGGCCAUGAGAAGGGUGCCCAAACCUCUGAUGGAGAAGCGCAGACGUGAGCGAAUCAACCACAGUCUGGAGACGUUAAGACUUCUGAUGCUGGAGGGCACACAAAAUGAGAAACUGAAGAAUCCAAAGGUGGAGAAGGCAGAGAUUCUGGAGAGCGUGGUCCACUUCUUGAGGACAGAGAAGGAUGAGGACAGAGUCAUGUCCAAGAACCAGGCCUGCAGUGCCCGCCAGCACAACUACCAUGACGGCAUGAGGUCCUGCCUGCUACGGGUCAGCCACUUCAUAGCCACCAAGAGCCAGGAGGCAGAGGAAACCGGCGGAGAUGCAAUUCAGGCUUCUCUUGCGCUCCCCGAGGAGCAGACUCACGCUUCCUCAUCCGAACACAUCCACAAGACAUUAGUACCCGCUGGUGACUCUUCUUCUGUGGCUCCUCUUGUGGCCCGCCAUCACAACAAGCACGGACUCUCUCAUCCGUACCUCACCGGCCUCCACUGCGAGAGCAGGAAGUCGUUUUCCUCCGACGCAGCGUGCACGAACGUCACUGAUCCAGUAUGGAGGCCUUGGCCUCAGUAACAGACACUUGGGACACAGAUUUUUAUUUGAGACUAUGAAGCUGACUGUAUAUGACAGCAAACUGUGUAAAUAUGUAUUUUAUUGUACAAUAUUGUAUUGUACAGCCAUGAACCCCUGUACAGUUAGGGUUAGGGUUACAGACAUCAUGAGAUGAUUUUUUUUCCCACAUUUGUGUGGCGUUUUUAUUUUGGCAUCCUCGUGUGCAAAUAUUUUCCUUUUUUAUAUUUGAUCUGUACAUAUGAUAUUUUUUCCAGACGGGGAUGUACCAAUAUAUUU
Messenger RNA from Hippoglossus stenolepis (Pacific halibut), 899 nucleotides. It is a transcript of the gene her5, whose product is annotated as hairy-related 5. Gene Ontology annotation, cellular component: nucleus. The record is from RefSeq and is a predicted model, not a curated record. The transcript is spliced from 3 exons. Gene Ontology annotation, biological process: regulation of neurogenesis; regulation of transcription by RNA polymerase II; anterior/posterior pattern specification. Bases 15 to 623 code for a protein of 202 amino acids. Lineage: Eukaryota; Metazoa; Chordata; Actinopteri; Pleuronectiformes; Pleuronectidae. Gene Ontology annotation, molecular function: protein dimerization activity; DNA-binding transcription factor activity, RNA polymerase II-specific; RNA polymerase II cis-regulatory region sequence-specific DNA binding.